UCGGCUGCAGCAUAGAACAGUUAGUUAUUCAUUGAAUACCCAGAGAUACCCCCCAAAGAUACCCAUAUACCCCCCGUUCGCAUUAUUCAACAUGGCAAAGAAGACCGCGCCCGCAGGAGCCCAGAACGCCAAGCAGAAUGCUUUGGCUCUUAAGCGCUACCUCCCGCGCAAGCUUAGGGAAGCUGCCGAGGACGAGGCCGCAGUGGAGAAGGGAGUUGGACACGACCUGAUCAUCUACAGCUUCGAUCGCCCUACCGGCCAGUACGGAUACACACCCUUUUCGAUUCAAUUGCGUCUUCGCCUUCGCCAUGCCGGAAUUCAGCACGUAGACCGCGCUGCCAACAUCUUCCAGGCACCCAAGUAUCGGGUGCCCUACGUCAAGCUUGCCGACUCGGACGAGCUUGUCGGCGAGUCGCAGUUCAUCAUCAAGCGUCUCGUGCAGACCGGCAAGCUCCAGGACCUCAACAAAGAGCUCUCCCCCUCCGACCAGGCCAAGGAUGCUUGCAUCCGGGCCAUGCUGGAGGACCGCGCCUACUUCCUCAUUUUGUACGAGAGAUGGCGCGGCCAGUAUGAGAUGAUGUGGCACGAUGGUCCCUUCUCCCACUUCGUUUGGGGCGCCAAGCAGAUCUCUACCCAGGCGGCUCGCGGCUACGUUAACUCGCAGCUGUGGUUCCAGGGCGUCGGCCGCUACUCCGAUGAGGAGGUCAAGGCCUUCGCCACCGACGUUGUCAUGUCCCUGAACGGCUUCUGCGAGACCUCACUGUCGAAGCUGAGUCUCGAUUCGCGGGAGUCCCGGGAGCCGUUCUGGAUUCUGGGCGGCCAGCGCCCAUCCGAGGCUGACUUUAUCGUCUACGGCAACCUCGCUACCGUUCUCGGCACCACUGUCAACCCUGUCCACGCCGCUCUCAUCCGUGAGAAGCCCGCCCUGGUCGAGUACAUGGGCCGCAUCCACGAGCGUUUCUUCUCCGAGUACAAGUCCCCUGUUCACGCUUAAAUUCGGUUAGGGUGAGAUACCCCGAUACCCCCAGGUCACCCCAAAUGCGAGAGACUGGUCUGCGCCCUGCCAUGUUGUUGGUGAUUUUCCUUUUUUCUGUUCGGGCCCGCCAGGUAUACGGGGAUUGGGCUCUGCGUUGGAUUCUUUGUGUGAACUUUGGUUACUGAAGGUGGGGGGACGGAAGCUUGGAACAAUGGGAAGGAGGGGGGCGACGCUGGUAACAGGCCCUCGUUAGGAGCGCACAAAACACCUAACUCGAGUUUUUUCUGAUCUUUCCUAGAGCUAUAAUAAUCUGUCCCCU
Colletotrichum phormii is the source of this 1295-nucleotide messenger RNA. RefSeq lists its product as uncharacterized. NCBI's taxonomy places the organism in Eukaryota, Fungi, Ascomycota, Sordariomycetes, Glomerellales, Glomerellaceae. The coding region runs from base 92 to 994 and encodes 300 amino acids. The record is from RefSeq and is a predicted model, not a curated record. Gene Ontology annotation, cellular component: cytoplasm. The transcript has 3 exons.